GUUGCCGGUUUGGGUGUACUCGGUGUGUCGCUAUGGCUUUUGUUCGACACGGACGUUGCACAGCAUAUGAUAAAGCUUGAUUCGCAUUUGCACGAGUUCUACGUUGCUGUCUACAUCCUGGUCGGUGUCGGUGCGCUCAUGUCACUUUUGGGUUUCAUGGGAUUUUGCGGUGCCUGGCGCAACUCCAAGUGUUUGCUUAUAUCGUUUUUCGCAUUACUGGUGCUCGUAUUCGUCGCCGAACUUACCUGUGGUAUUCUUGCUUAUUCGCACCAAGAACAGGUGAAGCAGUACAUUGAGCGAAGCAUGUACGAUACUGUCCUGCAUCACUACCAUCGCGAGAAA
Soboliphyme baturini is the source of this 342-nucleotide messenger RNA. The record is from the annotation of a GenBank genome assembly. Lineage: Eukaryota; Metazoa; Nematoda; Enoplea; Dioctophymatida; Soboliphymatidae.